Telopea speciosissima is the source of this 2216-nucleotide messenger RNA. Its product is annotated as probable potassium transporter 17. The transcript is spliced from 8 exons. Gene Ontology annotation, biological process: potassium ion transmembrane transport. The coding region runs from base 45 to 2210 and encodes 721 amino acids. The record is from RefSeq and is a predicted model, not a curated record. Gene Ontology annotation, molecular function: potassium ion transmembrane transporter activity. Lineage: Eukaryota; Viridiplantae; Streptophyta; Magnoliopsida; Proteales; Proteaceae. Gene Ontology annotation, cellular component: membrane.
CAGUGAGAGAGAGAGAGAACAGUGUUUACGGAGCUGCUGUGCCCAUGGAUCGCUUGCGCACAGCAUCGAAUGGAACUACCCUUGUCCCAGAAAUCGUUAUUGAAGCAACUUCUAAUGGACAUUCCCAGAAUCUCUGCGGUCGUAGCAGUUCAACGUCUUUCACAGAGAAAGGGAGUGGUCGUUGGAGCACCCUAUUUCUUGCUUACAAGACGUUGGGAGUUGUUUUCGGGGGACUUGUUACUUCCCCUCUUUAUGUAUACCCUUCAAUGAACUUUAAAACUACUCCUACAGAAGAUGACUAUUUGGGAAUCUAUAGCAUCAUGUUCUGGACUCUCACUCUCAUUGGGGUUGUCAAGUAUACCCUCAUUGCUCUUAGAGCAGAUGAUCAGGGUGAAGGAGGUACUUUUGCCUUGUAUUCACUACUUUGUAGGCAUUACAAAAUUGGUAUUCUUUCUUCGAAGCGCACUGAUUCGAACUCAAGUAUUUCACCUGAUGAAUUAAACAGAGAGCAAAGCAAGUUGGGGAAAUUCUUUGAACAAAGCCUGGUUGCAAGAAGGGUAUUGCUCUUCGUUGCAAUGCUUGGAAUGUGCAUGCUAAUUGGUGAUGGUAUACUUACUCCCGCAAUUUCAGUUUUAUCUGCAAUGCAGGGGCUACAAGCACCUUUUCCUUCUGUCCAUAAAAUUCAUGUUGAAGCUCUCUCUGCAGUAGUUCUGAUCGUGUUGUUCCUAAUGCAAAAAUUUGGUACUUCUAAAGUGAGUUUCCUCUUCUCGCCAAUCAUGGGUACCUGGACUUUGACGACACCAAUUAUUGGUAUAUAUAGCAUAAUCCACUAUUAUCCAAGCAUAUUCAAGGCUUUAUCUCCACAUUACAUUGUUCAUUUCUUCUUGAAAAAUGGAAAGGAAGGCUGGCUGUUGCUUGGUGGAACUGUUCUUUGCAUCACUGGUUCUGAAGCAUUGUUUGCAGAUCUUGGUCAUUUCAGUAGGAGUUCAAUUCAGGUAGCCUUUUUGUUCACUAUAUAUCCGUCACUGGUCCUGACGUAUGCAGGACAGACAGCAUAUCUGAUCAAGAACCCCAAUGUUCAUCAUGACGGAUUUUUCAAGUUUGUACCUACCGCAGUGUACUGGCCUAUGUUUAUUGUUUCCACACUUGCAGCAGUUGUUGCAAGCCAGUCGCUAAUAUCUGCAACCUUUUCUAUAAUCAAGCAAUCAGUAGUACUGGAUUAUUUUCCUCGGGUUAAGGUGGUGCAUACCUCCCCAAACAAAGAAGGCGAAGUUUACUGUCCUGAAGUCAACUAUAUCCUCAUGGUUCUUUGUGUUGCAGUGAUAGUCAUUUUUGGAAACGGACAAGAUAUCGGAAAUGCUUUUGGUGUUGUGGUUAGUCUGGUAAUGCUUAUCACGACCAUGUUGCUGACAUUAGUUAUGGUUAUGAUAUGGAGAACACCACUUGUGCUAGCUGGACUAUACUUUGUUGUAUUUUUUGUCAUGGAAGGUGUUUAUGUAAGCGCCGUCUUAACUAAGAUCCCUGAGGGUGGUUGGAUACCUUUUGCUAUUUCCUUUAUCCUUGCCUUCAUUAUGUUUGGGUGGUUCUAUGGAAGACAGAGGAAGACAGAAUAUGAGAUGACCCAUAAGAUAAGCUUAGACAGUCUUGCAGUGCUCUUAUCAGAUCCUGAGAUCCAAAGGGUACCUGGCCUGUGCUUCUUCUAUAGCAACAUUCAAGAUGGGUCGACUCCAAUUCUUGGACAUUACAUAAAGAACACGAGGUCCCUACAUAGGGUGACAAUUUUUACAACGCUCAGGUACUCAUUGGUUCCUAAAGUGGCCCAACAUGAGAAGAUCACUGUCAAGAAACUGGGCCUUCAAGGGUUGUAUCAGUGCACCAUCCACUAUGGGUACGCAGAUUCUAUCAAUCUUGAAGGAUAUGACUUCAUAGAUCAAAUUACUGAUAGCUUGCGGUACCAUAGCUCAAGUAGUUUACCCUCUGGUCCUCUGUCUAUUGAAGAAGAAACGCAGGAGUUGGAGCGUGCAAAGCAGGCUGGUGUAGCUCAUAUUAGAGGGAAGACAAAGUUUCAUAUAAGCAAGAGUUCUAGUUGGUUUGACAAGAUCAUGCUUGGAUUUUAUGAAGUCCUUCACAAUAAUUGUAGGUCUGCACUCCCUACUUUAGGGGUACCUAUUCAAGAACAUAUUGAUGUUGGUAUGCUCUAUGAGGCUUGAAAGAAA